Messenger RNA from Halichondria panicea, 2028 nucleotides. RefSeq names its product facilitated trehalose transporter Tret1-2 homolog. Gene Ontology annotation, biological process: transmembrane transport. Gene Ontology annotation, molecular function: transmembrane transporter activity. The record is from RefSeq and is a predicted model, not a curated record. NCBI's taxonomy places the organism in Eukaryota, Metazoa, Porifera, Demospongiae, Suberitida, Halichondriidae. Gene Ontology annotation, cellular component: membrane. The coding region runs from base 543 to 1553 and encodes 336 amino acids. The transcript is spliced from 3 exons.
GAACUACACUGUAGAGCAUUGAAAAACGGUUGACCUUUUUUCUUAGAAAAGUGUUUUGUGAUUUCCCCCCUAUCAAAAUUCCUGGAUCCGCCCCUGAUUAGCUUGAAUCUGUGUCUAGUCUAGCUCAUUCUCUGCAACUUUCAACAAAGUGGGUGUGGCUAAGAGCAGCAAUCAAUUAUUUCAUAGCAGCAGCAUUAUGGUAUAACCCCCCAAUAAAGAACACCUUCGAAUAGCAGACAAAACCUCCUGCACCAACUUGUUCGUUAUUCGGAGGUUCCACUGUAUUGCAUGUCAAUUCUAAAACAUGCAGAAUGAUUCUGAAGCAAGAAAUGAUACUCCCACUGCAAAAGAAAAUCUCGCACUAGAGGAGACUGUUUCCACAGACAGCAAGGCCCCCAUUAGACUAUGGACGAUGGUCUACUCUGUUCUGACUGUGUGUUUGCUCUCUCUACUCGCUGGAGUCACGCUUGCCUUCCCAUCACCAGUGCUGGUGGAGCUGCUACAAUUGGACGAUCCUCAGUUCAGAUUUGACACUCAGCUGCAUGGCUGAUAUCUUUGGGGCAGCUGCUCCAGUGGGUGGUCUCUUUGGUGGACUAAUUGCCGGGUGGUUGGCAGACAAGUUAGGUCGUAAAACCACCAUCAUUCUGACGUCUGUGCCCUAUCUGAGUGGUUACUUCAUUAUCCUCUGUGCUGUGCUCGCUGAAAAUGGCAUAAUCUUCAAGGUGGUCUUGAUGGUGGGCCGAUUUCUGACUGGUGUGGGAAUGGGAAGGACGUUUGCAAUAAUGGGGGUAUACAUUGGUGAAAUAUCGCCGUCAAAAUCACGAGGAGUGUUUGCUGCAAUGGCUGAACUCGGACUUGCUUUAGGAAUUCUAUUAAUUCUUGUUCUGGGGGCUAUUUGGAACACACACUAUUACCAUUUGGCCAUCGUCAUGGUAGGAAUUGUAACAUUGUUCGUAUUACUGGGCAUUUGGAUACCCGAGACACCAAGAUGGCUACGUUUGAAAUCGAAGAACGAAAAAGAAGCUACGGCUGUAAUGAAGUACUUGCGAGGACCGAGGUACCCAAAACUCAAACAGGAAAUCGAAGAAAUAAAAUCAUCUAUGUCUGCCAAAAAACCAAACUUUUGGACUAUUCUCAAACAACUGUUUUGUGAUAAAAGUACCCUGGUUCCAUUUUUGCUGCUUAUGUACCUUUUCAUUUAUCAACAAACAGGAGGAAGUGGAUCGCUAGCUGCGUAUGUUGGACCCAUAUUCUUUGACAUCGGUUUACCUUUUCCGAACCUCAUUGCAGCAUUUGCAUUGGGUGGAGUUAGUUUAAUUGGAGCUAUUAUUUCUAUAUUGUCCAUUGAAUUUGCCGGAAGGAAACUACUCCUUGCAAUCAGUUCAUUUGAUAUGCUUGUGGGCUCGUUAAUACUGAGUGUACAGUUUUAUCUUACCCAACCAUCUCUCUGUAACAACUCCACCAUUCUUGAAUUAUCACCUGAUGCAGCUAUUGACUGUAAUGCGAUCGUAUACCCCAAUGGCUAUUGCUGGAGUUAUACUAUUCAUAUUUAGUUUUGCUACGGGAGUUGCACCUGUUCCUUGGGUGCUUAUACGUCUGAGUAUCUUCCGCUUAAUGUCAGAGGCAUAGCAGGUGGAUUUGUGACGGCUAUACCUUGGGCCUUUGCCGCUGUUACCAUGGGAACCUUUCUAAAUCUAUCCGAGGCCGUAGGAACAUGGGUAGUUUGGCUUAUGCUGUCUGUUUACCACCUGUUGUCGUUUUUAAUCAUUCUGCUGUUUUUCCUGGAGACGAAAGGAAAGAAAUUAGAAGAUGUACAAGAAAUGUUCUCUAACAAACUGAAAUGUUCAACUUGUCAUGAAGAACAGAACAGUGAGUAGAAUUAUAAGUAGAAUCAUAUUUAUUCAAUAAUUUAUUCACUUUUUAACAGUUUUUCUAAGCUGUAUAUAAAUUAUAAGAUUGUUAUUUAAUCAAUAAUCACUUUUUAUAUAGUUUUUCUAUGCUGUAUAAUUAUAUUGAUUCAAACCCAUG